Juglans microcarpa x Juglans regia is the source of this 678-nucleotide messenger RNA. RefSeq names its product chaperone protein dnaJ 11, chloroplastic. Lineage: Eukaryota; Viridiplantae; Streptophyta; Magnoliopsida; Fagales; Juglandaceae. The record is from RefSeq and is a predicted model, not a curated record. The transcript has a single exon. Bases 89 to 529 code for a protein of 146 amino acids.
CCCCAGAUCCCCCAGACUCAGCCCCCAUCGAGCAGCUUCCUAGCUCUCUCACUCUCACCGUCACAACCGCACUACGCCUCACCGUACCAUGCUCUCUGCCCCUUCCCCUAAAUUUCUGACCGCUCCGAACUUCUCCGCAAAAGCAUCGACACGUUUCAGAUUCGCUCCGCCUCUCGCCUUCGCCGCCACUUCCUCCGAAAGCCGUAGCACGACAUCGUAUAUGGCCACCGCGUGCACCUCGCUGUACGAAAUCCUCGGUAUCCACACGGACGCCACGUGCCAGGAGAUCAAGACGGCGUACCGGCGAUUGGCGAGGACAUGCCACCCUGACGUUGUGGCCGUCCCCGCUAGGAAGGACUCGUCCGCCGGCGAGUUCAUGAGGAUACACGCUGCGUACUCCACCCUAUCGGACCCCCAUAAGCGCGCAGAUUACGAUCGCAAGCUUUUCAGGCCGUACAAGCCUUUGACGGCGACUUCGGGGUUCUCCGGCUACUCCCGCAAAAACUGGGAGACGGACCAGUGCUGGUGACUGAGUUUACUCGCCGGAUCGCCGAGUUGAUAACUAAUCUAGAUUACAGUGAAGAUAAUGACAGAUUACUCCGAUAUAUAUAAAUAUCUUAUUUCCUACUGAGUUGAUUGUAGAUAGUCGGAAAAAGGAAUCAAUAUAUUUAUAAAUGA